Molecule: messenger RNA, 1352 nt
Organism: Phyllotreta striolata
Lineage: Eukaryota; Metazoa; Arthropoda; Insecta; Coleoptera; Chrysomelidae
Source: the annotation of a GenBank genome assembly
GUUGGAUUAUACGUCAAGUGAAGUCUGUUUCUUGAUGACUAUGCAGCCAGUUUCCAGGGAAAAUGUUUCACGCCCCCGGAAACGUCAGAUUUUCCGGGGAGGAUAUAUUGAUUUUUAAUUCGUGCGCCACAACUAAAUUGCACAAACGAAACACCAUGAUUUCCGUAAUAAAGUUCAUGUUAAUUUACAACAUCUGCAUGACCAGCGCUGCUCUCUACCUGUGGAGCAACCACGAAAUAAACAUUUCGCCUUUGGAGCAAUUCAAUACCAAGGAAUUCCUAAAUGUUGUCGAACAACUAGGUAAACCUGUUGUUUACGUAUUCAAAAGCCCCACGCCUCUCUCCAAGAACAUUUUGCCUCUAGCAAGAGGUUCUCACUCAGUAUACAGCCCGAAUGCGGUCAUUGAAACGGCCAAUUUCACAGAACUUACCGGCAACGAAGAGGAUGAUUUAGAGAUCAUAAAAAACACAAUUUCCAACACCGAUGAUUUCAUAUCGGCUGUAACAAUUCCUUUGGAAAAUAACCGUUCUAAACGAGACAUCAAGGAAGAGGAGGACGCGAAAUCCGACGAUUCCGAGCUCGCCAGUUCAGCAAACCAGCCGGUUAUAUACAAAAAAUCGAAACUGGUAGACAACAAGAAAAUAUACGCUUUGCUGUACUCCUCCAAGCCGUUGCUGUUCAAAAAGAACGAUUCGUCGGAGUUGCAAUUGGGCAACGUCGAAGACGACAUGAUCAUAUACGACACGCGUCUGAACGUGAACAUCCCCAACGGUAGAGGGAAGAUAUCGCUGAGGUUCAACUUCGUCUGGCAGAAGGGCUACUGGUCGUUGAUGUCGGUGAAGAUCAGCGACACCGAAGACAAAUCCGACUACAAUUUGGUGCCCAAAGAGGAAAUCUUCGCUCCGGCGCGGUUCUCCUACCAUUGCAACGGCGAGACCAAGUUCUACGAUUCCACCACCGGGGCGGAAUUGAUCCUGUACGAUUUGCAAGUGCAAAUCGACUCGUCGAACGGGAAAUUCGAAUUCGUCAACGAUUGCGUACCAUUCACGACCGUUCCGAUUUGCUCCGGGAUUUUCAUCACGUUCCUCGCCGGCCUCGGCUUGGGCAUAUCCAUCAUGGCCCUCAUGGAUAUCAACACCAUGGACAAAUUCGACAACUACAAAACCAAGAAUUUGGCCAUUACCGUUAACGAGUAAUGGGCCUCUAUUUGAUGUUAUAAUCGGUGUUUACGCUUAUUGAUUAACCCAUCUUUCACCCAGCCCUGUGUGCAUAUCAUGAUGCCAUAUCGUGAUUUCUAUGUCUGUGAUUUUUAGAUGUUGAUUCAGAAAUAAAAUCCUCUAUGUAUACAAUAA